AUGCGCCACACGUGUGGCGGGUCCACGUGUCACAACGACGGCCCGACGCUGCGCUGCGCCCGGUGCAAGGUCCAGCGCUACUGCUCCCGCGCCUGCCAAGCAGAGGCAUGGCCGGCCCACCGGACGGCCUGCGGCCACAUGGUCAUGGCGACGACCUGGCAGGCCCUCGAGGCCGCGUGGUGGACCCAGCUCCCCGUCGCCGUGCGGCAAGCGCUCGAGGCUGACGGACUUACGAUCACCUCCAUGGCGUUCUUUGGCGAAGUGUACUUUGUCUUGGCGGGCCUCAAGCCCUGCGUCGUGCUUACCGGCGUGCCCACGCCUUGGAAAGAGCACUUUCUCGAGCAUGUGGUACGGCCCAGCGGCGUUCUCGGCGCGCCCAACGUGCGACUCGCGUCGUCUGGCAGCGUCCACACGCACGCGUUUGACUUGUCCAACCACGUUGUGCUGCUCCACACCAUGCAUCCCAUGUACGCCGAGGCCGCUUCGCUCCUCCACGUCGAUAUGCCACUCGCCGCAUCGGUUAUGGUCACCGAGUCGCAGGUCGCUCGCAUCCUCGACUACCCCGUCGGCCUCGACGAGUGCGCGGUCGGUACGAUGUUGGAAGUGGCUUAUUUUAGCAACGACACGCUUCUGACGACGUUCUGCGCGCUCGAUACGCCACGUCAUCGACGCCUCAUUAACGUUCACUUCCAACGCUACCAAAGUGCACUCGGCUCGAUGCUACCGCUGCGCAUCGAGGCCGUCGUCGUGUCGUCGUGAGUCGUCGUACUGCGCCUGGAUGCGCGCGGCCCAC
Messenger RNA from Saprolegnia parasitica CBS 223.65, 793 nucleotides. RefSeq lists its product as hypothetical. The record is from RefSeq and is a predicted model, not a curated record. The transcript has 2 exons. NCBI's taxonomy places the organism in Eukaryota, Oomycota, Saprolegniomycetes, Saprolegniales, Saprolegniaceae. Bases 1 to 759 code for a protein of 252 amino acids.